CCCCCGUGGUAUAGGGGUCCCAGUGCGGUGCUCAGCAUGCCCGUGCCCGUCCCCCGGGCGCUGCGGGCGGAGCUGUGGCAGGAUGUGAUGCUGCUGCGGGGCUGGGCCGAGCCUUUCGCCGCCCAGUGCUGCCCGGCCCUGGCCCCGAUGCCCCAAAAGAGAAGACGUGGCCGGCAGGCCCCAAGCAUGAGCAGCAGGAGAGUGAGAGCUUGGGACAGGCCUCCCCUGGCAGACACCGUGGCUGCCAAACUAAGGCCAGUGCCGGCAAUGAGCCCCAUUUUUCCAGCACUAGCACCAGCCAUGGUGUCCCCAGAGCUGGCCCUGGGGGACGAGGUCCCCACCCCAGAGACCUGGCGCCGGCGCUUCCGCGGCUUGCACUACCAGGCGGCCGCAGGGCCACAGGAGGUUUGCAGCCGCUUGCAGGAGCUGUGCCAGCGCUGGCUGGAGCCCCAGCGCCGCAGCAAGGAGCAGAUGCUGGAGCUGGUGGUGCUGGAGCAGUUCCUGGCCAUCCUGCCCCGGGAGAUGCAGAGCUGGGAGUGGGGACACGGCGUGGAGACCUGCGCCGAGGCCGUGACCCUUGCCGAUGGCUUUCAGCUGGGGCAGGCGGAGGACGAGACACUCCAGGUCACAGUGCACAUGAAGGUUGAGGAUGUGGCCUUGGCCAAGAUGGCACCCACUGGGACAUUGUGGGAUCCUCUCGACUCCUGUCUCGAGCAGCCUCAGCCCCAUCCUGUAGACAUGCCGCAGCAGGAGAUGGGAUGGGGUGAAACUCCAGGGCCCCAAGACAAGCUGCCUCAUAUCUCCAAAGAGGAGCCCCCACUUCAGCCGGAGUCAGGUCCCCCCGAGACAGAGAAGCCCUGGGACACAUUAGCAGAUGAAAGCUCCUGGGCCUCAUGCCCCAGACAAGACCCUUCCUCAGGUGCAGCGAAUGCAGCGAUCCCGAGCAAAGCUGAGGAGCAGCCUUAUGAGGAAGGGCCUGUAAUCCCAGAGUUGCAAAGGACAUCCCCAGAGGUGUUAGGGGAGAGGGGCUCCCUGACACCUGAGCUGGACCAGCUGCAGAAGGGGCAGGACCGGCCUCUUGAGGUUGAUCUUCCAAGGAUCCCGGCCAGCCCAGGCCAUCAGGAGUUUGCAUUCCCUCCUUGUACACCAGGGUCCAAUUCCUUUGCCCGUUCCUUGCUGGUCUUCAUGUCCAGUCCUGUGCCUGAGAUGGCAAGCAUGGCUGCAGCGGCCCAGACUCAGCGCCGGCUGACCUUUGAUGACGUGGCCGUGUACUUCACCCGGAAGGAGUGGGCGCUGCUGGACGAUGGAGAUAAGGCGCUUUACCGGGACCAGAUGCUGAGGAAUUACCAAGCCCUUGUUAAUCUAGGACAUCGAGGUCCCACCCCAGACUUAAUCUGCCGCAUCCAGAGAGGGGAGCUGGAGCUCUGGGUCUGUGGUGAUGAGGAUGCUCGAGAAAGCUCCUGGUCUAUGGGCUCAACCCCAGAUUCCUCUGGCAUGGAGGAGACCGACUCGUCAGCAGAGGAAGGCUCUGAGGGCUCGCUCCCAUGCCCCGAACCAUCUCCGGAUACAGCGGGUGCUGGGACAGACAGCAGAGCUGAGGAGCAUCCCCAUCAGGCACUAUCUGCAAAUGUGGAGCCGCUGAGGAUGUUCCCAGAGACACCAACCUUGCCCGAGACAGCGCGCACCGAGGAGAAGCCAAACCAGUGCCCGGAGUGCGGGAAGAGGUUCAGCCGGAUUCAGUCCUUGGUCACCCACCGCAUGAUCCACUCGGGAGAGCGUCCCCACCACUGUGCCCAGUGCGGGAAGCGCUUUGUGACCCACUCGCACCUGGUCAGACAUCAGCGUGUGCACACGGUGGCAGAGCCCGUGUACCGCUGUGCCGAUUGCGGGAAGACGUUCACCCAGCCCACCUACCUGGCCCGGCACCGCCACCGGCACCUCCAUGCUGGCGUGAAGCCACACAAGUGCGCUGAGUGCGGGAAGGCCUUCGCCGAGCUCUACCAGCUGGCUCGGCACCAGUUCGUCCACUCGGAGGAAAAACCGCACCAGUGCACCCAGUGCGGGAAGACGUUCACCCGAGCCUCCUACCUGGCCAGGCACCGGCACCGGCACCUCCACUCGGGGACAAAGCCGCACCAGUGCGCCGAGUGCGGGAAGCGCUUCAGCAGCCUGGAGAGCCUCAUCGGACACCGGAAGAUCCACUCCGGGGAGCGCCCCCACAGCUGUGCCGAUUGCGGGAAGAGCUUCAUUUACCCCUCGGACCUGUUCUGGCACCAGCGCGUGCACACGGGGGAACGUCCACACCACUGCGGGGACUGCGAGAGGAGCUUCGUGUACCGCUCUGAUCUGAUCCGGCACCAGCGCGUGCACACGGGGGAAAGGCCGUAUAGCUGCGGGGAAUGCGGGAAGAGCUUCAAUUGCCGCUCGGAGCUCCUCACGCACCAGCACGUGCACACGGGAGAGCGUCCGCACCAGUGUGGCGCGUGCGGGAGGAGCUUUGUGUACCGCUCGGACCUGGAAGUCCACCGGCGCAUCCACACCGGAGAGAGGCCGUACUGCUGCCAGGAGUGCGGGAAGAGCUUCCAGCAAGGCGGGGGGCUCACGGCCCACCAGCGCAUCCACACGGGGGAGAGGCCGUACAGCUGCCUGGAGUGUGGGAAGAGCUUCUACCACCGCGGGGGGCUUGCCGCCCACCGGCGCAUCCACACGGGAGAGAAGCCCUACCGCUGCGAGGAGUGCGGGAGGAGCUUCCGGCAGCAAGGGGCGCUCACCGUCCACCAGCGCCUCCACACCGGCGAGAAGCCUUACCGCUGCGAGGAGUGCGGGAGAAGUUUCCGCCACGCCUUGGGGCUCACUUUCCACCGCCGCUUGCACACCGGGGAGAAGCCCUAUCGCUGCGUGGCUUGCGGGAAGUGUUUCUCCCACAGCUCUGCCCUCACCGUGCACCAGAGGAGCCACACGGGCGAGAAGCCGUUCCACUGCGCGGACUGCGGGAAAAGCUUCGCCCAGCAGCAGAACCUGCAAACCCACCAGCGCGUGCACACGGGGGAGAAGCCCUAUGGCUGCGCUCAGUGCGGGAAGAGCUUCACCCGGCAGCAAAACCUCCAAGCCCACCAGCGCGUCCACACCGGGGAGAAGUCGUACCACUGCGGCAAGUGUGGGAAGAGCUUCUCCCGGCAGCAGCACCUCCAGGCCCACCAGCGGGUCCACACUGGGGAGAAGCCCUACCUCUGUGCUCACUGCGGGAAGAGCUUCAGAGAGAGCUCGACCCUCACUGACCACCAGCGCCUGCACACGGGGGAGAAGCCCUUCCGCUGCACUGAGUGCGAGAAGAGUUUUGUUAAUGCCUCCGCUCUCACCCGGCACCGGCGCAUCCACACCGGGGAGAAGCCCUACAGCUGCGUGGACUGCGGGAGAAGCUUCCGCUGGCAAGGGGUGCUCAUGGCCCACCGGCGCAUCCACACCGGGGAGAAGCCCUACGGCUGCGCUGACUGCGGCAAGAGCUUUCGCCAUGGCUCUGCUCUUACCCUUCACCAGAGAAGCCACAGGCAUGGGGAUAGGGAAAAGGUACAGCACUUGACCUCCCAUUGACCAGGCACUGGGUUUGCAUGGCCUUGGGGAUGGGCAUGCUCUCUCAGGACUCUCCUAACAAGCUGUGGUGGGGUUCAGGAGCUACAGCUAAAACCAAGGAGACAAGUGGGUUCAAGCGGACUCAGGUUUCUCUCAGGUCAGCUACCUAUUUUGCAACUUUCUCGGACACGUCUUCCAAUCCCACGGAUGCAGGUUGGGUUGGGAGUAUGAACCCAAGGCCUCUGCUACGCAUUGUAUCAAUUAUGCAAUUAACUGGUUAAUCCACAUGUGCAAAGUAAAUGUCACACUUCGUGCAAUAAAUUUAGCCCGGCCACACGUGCAAAGUAA
Messenger RNA from Alligator mississippiensis (American alligator), 3918 nucleotides. Its product is annotated as zinc finger protein 420. The transcript is spliced from 12 exons. The record is from RefSeq and is a predicted model, not a curated record. Bases 37 to 3591 code for a protein of 1184 amino acids. Lineage: Eukaryota; Metazoa; Chordata; Crocodylia; Alligatoridae. Gene Ontology annotation, biological process: regulation of DNA-templated transcription.